Messenger RNA from Colletotrichum karsti, 1569 nucleotides. Its product is annotated as C6 zinc finger domain protein. Gene Ontology annotation, molecular function: zinc ion binding; DNA-binding transcription factor activity, RNA polymerase II-specific. Gene Ontology annotation, biological process: regulation of DNA-templated transcription. The transcript has 2 exons. Lineage: Eukaryota; Fungi; Ascomycota; Sordariomycetes; Glomerellales; Glomerellaceae. The coding region runs from base 1 to 1569 and encodes 522 amino acids. The record is from RefSeq and is a predicted model, not a curated record.
AUGCCUAUGGCGCGCCAUGGACUGUCCAAGGUGAAGACCGGGUGUAUCACCUGCAAAAUCCGCAGAGUCAAGUGCGACGAGGCCAGGCCGGCAUGUAACCGCUGCGUGAGCACCGGCAGGAAAUGCGACGGCUACGUCGCGCCGCCCAACGGCACCUACUCCUGGGCCCAGCUCCUCCGCGUGUGCCCGCCUCCGCCGCCGUCCCAGUCGGCCUCGGAGCCGGAACUGCGCGCCAUGUCCUUCUUCCGCACCGUCGUCGCCCCCGUCAUCGCCGGGCCCCUCGACGGCUACUUCUGGACCCAUCUCGCCACCCAGCUCUCCCACCAGGAACUCGCCGCCAAGCACGCCGUCCUCGCCAUCAGCUCCCUCUACGAGAAGUUCAAGGAGAACCCCAUGGACCGUCUCGUCCCGGAGAAGAACCUCUUCGCCGUCUCCAACUACAACGAGGCCAUCCGCCACCUGAGGACCACCGACAACCCGGAGACCGUCCUCUUCGUGUGUAUCCUCUUCGUGUGCAUCGACAUGCUGCGCGGCGAGUGCAAGGGCGCGAUCGAUCACUGCCGCCACGGCGUCAACAUCCUCAACGGCUCGCGGCCCAAGUCGAGGUUCAUCCGCCAGUACCUCGAACCCGCCUUCUGCCGCCUCGGCGUCUUCCCCUUCUUCUUCGGCGUCCGCCCCGAGACGUUCCCCGAGAUGGAGGGCGGGAGACCACCCCCGAGCCCGCCCUUCGACACCCUCGCCGAGGUCCAGGCCGCCCUCGAUCCCUUACUCGUGCGCACCAUCCGCUUCGUCCGGACCGCGGACGAGUACCGCCUCGGCGACGACCUCACCCCGAAACCCGACGCGUCGGUGAUGCAGCGGAGGAAAGACCUCGACUUGGAGCUCGACGCCUGGCACUCUGAACUCACGACAUUCCUCGCAAAAAAGACAGCCAAGAACGCCUCCUCCUCGUCGUCGUCCUCGUCCAAGCGGGACGAACUGGUAAUGCUCCUCCUCGAGAUGAAGUUCCUCGUCGGCAAGAUCUGGAUCGACACGUGCCUCUCGCGCGGCGAGACCAUCUUCGACCUCCACCUCGACAAGUUCCGCCGCAUCAUCGACGUCGCCCGCGACGCCGACGCCCUCCUCCGCUCCACCCCGCGCCACCAGCCCCGCGCCAAGUUCACCUUCGAGAUGGGCUUCAGCCCGCUCCUCGGCUUCGUCGUCGUCAAGUGCCGCUCCCUGCGCCUGCGGACCGCCGCCCUGGGCCUCAUGAGGACGCUGUCCCACGAGAGGGAGAGUCUGUGGGACAACAGCACCGUGCUGGCGUUCGGGCGGAAGCUGGUCGCGGUCGAGCACGAACUGGAUCUCGGGCCGGACGAGGACGUGGAGGCGGUCGUCGACGACGGUACCUUGCCGCCGGAGGGGAGGCGGAUCAAGGACUCGGCUAUGCAGAAGGAGGCGACCGUCGUGCCGCGGGGCGACGGCGGGGUGACGGUCUGGAAGAAGGUCGCCCUCUUGAUGAGGGAGAUUGGAGGUCCUAUCACGGUUAGAGAGGAGUGGUUUGAGGUUCAAUUGAGGCGCAAGCCAUGA